AUGGCCGAUGCCGCUUUCAACAACGGGCCGGGGAAUGCGCCCUUGGCCGAGGUUAAGAAGCCCAAGAAGAAGAAGGUCCUGCUCAUGGGCAAGAGCGGCUCGGGAAAGUCGAGCAUGCGGAGCAUCAUCUUCAGCAAUUAUAUUGCCCGCGAUACCCGGAGACUCGGCGCCACGAUAGACAUCGACCUCUCCCACGUCAAGUUCCUCGGCAACCUCACGCUCAACCUCUGGGACUGCGGCGGCCAGGAGGCCUUCAUGGAGAACUACCUCUCCCAGCAGCGCGUCCACGUCUUCUCCAACGUCGGCGUGCUCAUCUACGUCUUCGACAUCGAGUCCCGCGACAUCGACCGCGACCUCGCCACCUAUGUCUCCAUCAUCUCCGCCCUGCUCCAGUUCUCCCCCGGCGCAAAGGUCUACGUCCUCAUCCACAAGAUGGACCUCGUCGUCCCCGCCCACCGCGAGUCCGUCUACGACGACCGCGUCCGCGUCGUCCGCCAGCGCACCGCCGAGUACGCCAACAGCAUCGGCUACCAGCAGCAGCAGCAGCAGCAGCACCCGGAUGACGACCCCACCAGCCCCUCGACCGCCCCCGCUGGCCAGGCCGGCUUCGACAUCACCCCCUUCGCGACGAGCAUCUGGGACCAGAGCCUGUACAAGGCCUGGGCGAGCAUCAUCCACGACCUCGUCCCCAAUCUGUCCACCAUCGAGCGGAACCUCGCCAACCUCGGCGUCGCUAUCGAGGCCGAGGAGCUGCUGCUGUUCGAGCGCACCUCCUUCCUCGCCGUCUCGUCCUGGACCUCGGAAGAGGGGCAGAGGAACCCGACCGAGGACCGCCUCGAGCGCAUGUCCAACAUCAUGAAACACUUCAAGCAGACCAUCAGCCGCUUCACCGGCACCCCGCGCAACGCAGAGCAGUUCGUGCGCAUGGAGCACAAGGCCGGCACGCGCUUCAACCUGUUCAUCCUCAAGUUCACGACCAACACCUACCUCAUGGUCAUCCUGCCGCCGGGGGAGGCCAGGUUCAACGCCGCCAUGCUCAACUGCCAGAUCGCCAUUGAGCACUUUAAGUUCUUGGACGGCCCGGCCACCAUGAUUUCUCAGGGUGGCGGGGCCGCAUGA
Molecule: messenger RNA, 1119 nt
Organism: Colletotrichum higginsianum IMI 349063
Lineage: Eukaryota; Fungi; Ascomycota; Sordariomycetes; Glomerellales; Glomerellaceae
Product: GTP-binding protein gtr1
Exons: 2
Coding region: 1-1119 (372 amino acids)
Biological process (GO): regulation of autophagy; positive regulation of TOR signaling; cellular response to amino acid stimulus
Cellular component (GO): fungal-type vacuole membrane; nucleus; Gtr1-Gtr2 GTPase complex
Molecular function (GO): GTPase activity; GTP binding
Source: RefSeq, a predicted model, not a curated record